AUGGAUUGCAUAAACUAUUUAAAGGAUCUAAAUAUGAUGUUUAUACUUCAAAUCAUUUAAGAUUCCCGUAUCUUGCAGGAAGAUUGUGACAUCCAGAUUUCUUGGCUAAUCCCUGUUAAAGAGUAUUUAGAUUAGAAAGCGAUAUGUAUAAUUCAAGUUAUAAUGAUUAACCAUUUGUUUAACAUCCAUCAACAGAUCCAAAUCCAAAGUUAAAUUUCUAAUAAGGAGAAGUGA
Messenger RNA from Paramecium primaurelia, 234 nucleotides. The record is from the annotation of a GenBank genome assembly. Lineage: Eukaryota; Ciliophora; Oligohymenophorea; Peniculida; Parameciidae.